Sardina pilchardus (European sardine) is the source of this 1512-nucleotide messenger RNA. RefSeq lists its product as uncharacterized. The record is from RefSeq and is a predicted model, not a curated record. NCBI's taxonomy places the organism in Eukaryota, Metazoa, Chordata, Actinopteri, Clupeiformes, Clupeidae. The coding region runs from base 57 to 884 and encodes 275 amino acids. The transcript has 6 exons.
AAUGAAGUUAAAGGACGGCUUGCAAGGUUUCGUCAACAAUGAAAUGAAACUUUUCCAUGAGAGGGUUAUUAACAACAAUGCCAACCUGCGACGGGGACAAUGUAGAAAUAACUGCAGAUCAAAGGGAAACCAGCGAGUGGAGGAGGGAGAUUGUGAGACACCACACGAACCCUUCAGCAGUGGUGAACUGGGGCAACUGCAGACCAUGGCUCUGGUCUGCUGAACACUGGGAGCUUGCAAAGGCCUUUAUGCCUCGAGGACAGGCAGAUGUGACCAGAGCAGAGCAGUGUGAUGCUGCUGCCCUCCUUAACCUCCUCCACUUCUGCGACCACUUCAGCUACAUAGACCCGAAGCUCGUCAAAGAGGUCAGCACAGCAGCAUACAGGAAGGUGAUUCGCUGUAGGAACGAGCUGAUGCACUCGUGUGAGAUGCGCGUGUCGGCCCAGUGGAUGCGGAGCUACCAGAGGAGCCUGGAGCUGCUUCUGCAGCCGCUGCAGCACGUCCAUGAAGUGGCCGUCACCAGGCAACACAUUCAGGAGACGCUGUCUAUAGACUGGUCAGUUCAUGUUCCCGGAGUGGACAGAGUUGAUGGAUCCGAGGCGAAAGAAAUAGAACUGGAGUCCAUCAGCAAAUGGGAGACAGAGUUGCUGCGGGAACGACUUCACGAGCUACUGCUCUGUGCAGACCAGGAGGAGACGCUGAGUCCAGAGGACCAGCAGAGCUUGCAGACCCUCAAGGCCUUUCUACAGAAUCAGGAGGACCUUAAAGAACUGUUUAGCGAGGAGCUUCAAACUUCUCAUGCCAUGGGAGAUGGCCUGCAGGGGGCAGCAGAGGGAGUACAGACGUCAGAGAGUCCGGAAUCAGACAGUGCUGAUGUUCUUUAACAGAAAAAUCAACAUUUUGUUUCCAUAAGAAAUAUUUCCUCUUUAUACCUUAAACAUGGGGUGGGUGGCAAGAUGGUUGUGAAUAACACAUGUACAUAUGUUUACAUAUGUUCUCGUGACACAAUACUUUCAGACUGAGUUAAGCCUGUAAGUUUUUUUUCAUGCAAAAUUGUCCAUGAAUUUUCUUAAUAAGAUAUCAAGAAAAUAUUGCCUUUGCUGUCAUUAUUAACAUAAAAGGUCUGCCUUUCCAUUCUUCUAUUCUAAUACAACUAGAUGCAUAGAUCUUUGUUUAUCAACCACUGGCACAUUAGUGGGCUGCAGAAAGUUUUCAAGUUGAAGCUUCACACAAUAUGAAUUUAAUCUGCAAUGAAAAUUAUAUAUGUUUUAGAGUGUACACGUAAAACUUAGGCUUUAAGUAACAGCUAUCAAAGAAGGCUCAAUUUGACAAACUAGCAUUCUAUGCUGUGGCCUACUUAGGAUAGAUAGGGGAAAAAAGGAAAGUUCCUGAAGUGAAAAAAUGGCAAUGGCCUAUGUUACCAGACACUACUAAAGUUCUGCGGAAAUACAAUUAGCGGCCUACAUGAAAUAUUUUGACAAUGGAGAUGCUUGUUCAUGCAUGUGGUCAUGA